AUGUAUGUGAGUUUGAGACGUUGUGCUGGAGGCGCUGCAAAACCACAUUGGGGAGAACCGCCAAAGAAUAGGUGGCAACCUUUUAUUCCGGAUAGGAUGCAUUACGGGGAGCAUCCCACGUACACAGGUUUUGUGUUGUGGCUUCGCGGCCUUAGACCCAAAAUCGAAUAUCUAGGAGCUUCAACUUGGAAUACUACAACACUGCUAGCAUCGUUAGUUUAUAGGCCUAUUAGGAAAUCUUACAUUAAGCAUAACCCUGACGUCAGAUAUCAAUUCAUUGCCCUCCUAUCAUUCCUAUCCACUACUUGGGGCAUAACUUAUUUAAUCAAUCUACAUUAUCAAGGCAUAAUUGAUAUAUCACAGUUGCUCUCUCUUGGAAUCGCUAAUGAUUUAAAUGAGCAUGGCUUUUGGAACUCAAAGACUGAGACACUUAAUGACAAAGUGGCACUUUUUAAUGCAAAUGUUAAAAGAUUGGACAAAUUGUGGGAGGAUGCCUUGUUUGAUGCAACUGAAAAUAACUCCUUUGAAAAAUUGUGCAACUAUUUGAAGGUGGAACCUAGUGAUGUACCUACGGGGGUCAUCCCUUCGACAGUUUGGAAUUUUAACAUGAUUCCUUAUGGCAAAGAUAACCCAGAUACUCAAGUGUUUACUGAACCUGCAGUGCAAAAGCCUCUACGCUCGGUUGCCAUCAAUUUUACCUACAAUAAUCAAUUUGGGAAUUGGGGGGAUUAUAUCGAUAGACAAGACAACAAGGGUCCGCUGAUGCGUCCAGCAAGGCCUCUAUUUACAGAUAUUUACAUUCCUACCACGAAAUGA
Molecule: messenger RNA, 816 nt
Organism: Babesia microti strain RI
Lineage: Eukaryota; Apicomplexa; Aconoidasida; Piroplasmida; Babesiidae
Product: conserved Plasmodium protein, unknown function
Exons: 3
Coding region: 1-816 (271 amino acids)
Source: RefSeq, a predicted model, not a curated record